Messenger RNA from Pristis pectinata (smalltooth sawfish), 1461 nucleotides. Its product is annotated as protein JTB-like. NCBI's taxonomy places the organism in Eukaryota, Metazoa, Chordata, Chondrichthyes, Rhinopristiformes, Pristidae. The record is from RefSeq and is a predicted model, not a curated record. The coding region runs from base 414 to 845 and encodes 143 amino acids. Gene Ontology annotation, biological process: mitotic cytokinesis. Gene Ontology annotation, cellular component: centrosome; spindle; cytoplasm. The transcript has 6 exons.
UUUGGUCAAGUGUGAUGUAAAUCAUCCGCAAGUCCCGCCCCCUUCGCCCGUCCCGGUGCCGAGCGCCCCUCGCUGAUUGGUGGCUUUCUGCUUCGCUUGGCUGCGUUGCGCGGCGGCCGGUUGCUGGCGAGGGCUGGUGAGUGGUGGCUUUGGGCCAUUGAUUUGAGGAUACCAGUAGCCCUUGGCCGACCUAUAUUGUCUGUCGGGUGGGCGAGACAGACUUGCCCGCUUACUAGUGGGGAUUCUCUCAGCAGCCUGACCCAGCCGGGGGUUUGGAGCUGCUGCCCUCGGCCCUUCCUGGAGCCAUCGGUCGAUGAUCCCUGGCACUCCUGCAGAAACGUCACCGACUCCUAAACACGUUGGGGCAUGAACAAAUCCUUGACAGUGCCCGGAGCAGAGGGAAAAAUAAGAAAAUGUUGCAGUUGGUAGAGAUGGUGUACCUUCUGGUUUAUCUGUGUACAAUAUGGAGUAUGUUCACUUCUUUCAGGAUAUGCGAAGCCAUGCCAUUGCAGUCACAAAAGAAUACAACAAAUAUUUUGCAAUCAAGACCUUGCUGGGAAAAUGAAGAAUACAGCAUUGUAAGAGAAUGUAGACCUUGCACUGAUUACGAAAAGACUGUGCAUACUGAAUGUACAUUUACUGGUUUUAUUGAAGAUGUAAAGUGUACACAAGACCAGAGGUAUAGAAGCUGUCGUUCAGAUGAAUUGGAGGAACUGAAAUUCUGGAAGUUUGAAGGAAUUGUUGUUUUGGUGGGUGUAACCUUUGCCAUCAUUGUUACUUUCCGACAAAGGACCUUAGACAGACGUGCAGAACAAAAAGUGCGACGACAGCUUGAAGAGAUUUAAUUUCACAACAGUUACUGAUAUUUGCUUUUGCAUCCAAAGCAGUUCAGAGUAGAUUGCUUUUUGAAUUAACUUUUUUUUCAAAUGAUCUUCAGUGUUCUAUCCAUUUUUGACGUUCACCAUCCACCCUUGUAUGUUGUAGAAAAUACAAGAUUUUGUUUUACUUAAAAUAGCCUUCAAGGCAGUCAUAAAUAUUAGGAUGUAAUUAUCUUGUCUUUUGUGGUUAGACAUUGAAUUUGUAUAAUAUUUAUAUGGAGAGGUAAAUUGUAAUAUAAAAAUUCUAUUUAUGUAGACAGUAUAAAAUGGAAGAGAAUAGUCUAUUCAGUACCUUAUUUUGUUAGAUAUUAGGAAAUGUAAUUAAUAGUACUUUUUACAUAUAUCUAUAAAAGUAAGUACCAUUGAUACUGAUUUCAGUAUAAAUUUCUUGUGUUACUGUUAAUUUUUAUACUUUGAACUGAAUUUGCUUGUUUAUAUUCCACCUCACUUGCCACUUCUCCCCUCCGCCCCAAUCCAACAGGAAAAAGAAAUCUAAAUCUAAAUUGUAAUAAAAUGCAAUAUAAAUUGUCUCUGGGUUUGUUUGCAAAGAAUAUUAUUCUGAAGAAAUAAAGUACAAAACUAA